This is a messenger RNA of Gadus morhua (Atlantic cod), 1737 nucleotides long. RefSeq lists its product as uncharacterized. Lineage: Eukaryota; Metazoa; Chordata; Actinopteri; Gadiformes; Gadidae. The record is from RefSeq and is a predicted model, not a curated record. The transcript is spliced from 9 exons. The coding region runs from base 244 to 1737 and encodes 497 amino acids.
UUACAUUUACAUUUCAUGAUUUACAUUUACAUUUCAUGAUUUACAUUUACAUUUCAGGAUUUACAUUUACAUUUCAUGAUCCUGUGUUGCAGUGCUUCAUGAAAUGUCAAACUGUCAAACUCGCCCAUCAAAGUUGGUAGGCGGAUCCUAACGCCUGAUUGGUUACCCUGCGCAUCAAGUCAAGGCAAAUCAAUUCCAGAUAAUGCAUUGACGCAGAGCGAGUGAACACAUUCGGUUUACAAAAUGUCUAAAAGCUGCCCGGAGCUGCUGCGAGAAGCCGCUAAUUUAAUAGAAGAGGCUCUGAGCAGAACUCCUCCGGCUCCGACGGCUCAGUCACAGCAGACACCUGCUGCUCCAUUACGUACACCCGUCCAAGCUGAGGUAGCAAGGCUCUUUGCGCCGUAUAACGGCGGAGCCAGAAGAAAUAUCACGAGACGACCAGCUCAAGUCCAAGUGAGUCGAAGAAGCUAUACACACACUGUGUGUUGUUUGGCUGACCACAAGGCGGAUAAAGUCCCAAGCGUACAGCUUAAAGCGGACCUUCAUACUUCAGGACUUGGAGAGCACAAAGUGACAUUUUCAGGGAAUGACAGCGAUCCCAUGGUCAUAACAAACAAGUUGAUGGAAGUAUUUCCGAAGCUCCAAGAAGGGGGAGGCUUCGAAUUUUUAAAAAUUGCAGGAUCUACACGGAGUCGAUAUCUGGCAUUGCUUCAGUGUCCCAGCACUGGAUACACGCUUGCCUAUCUAAAGGAUCCAGCUUCGAUGAUUGGACAGGCUACAAUCUUCAUUCGUCCGCUUCAACAGGAUCUACCCUUCGAUUGUGAGAGCUCAAGUUCUGCCUCUGGUCCAGUCAUCCCCUGCAUCACCUGUCAGAAGGAGGUUCCCUUUUCAGAGAUGAAGCUGCACAGAUUGAGCUGCAAUGGGACACCCAUGCAGGAAUCAGAGAAAGAACAAGAGGGAGGCCAAAGUGAUAGUGAGACCGUCAGUGACAGUGUUCCAGUGAGGCCUGGAACAUCAGCUGAAAGUGCAGAAGUGCCAGCAGUGAUGGUCAACGAGGAGCUGGAUAGUAAAGAAGCAGACAGCGAAUGGAAGCUUAUUGAAGAACCGUCUCAAGCUGCCAAAGUUUUCAAAGAGAAUCUGCUGAAGGAACAUGCAUCUGGGACACCACUUCGAAUGAAGAUGGAUGUAAGGGACUCUGAAGAGGACAGGGAACGGGAACUUCUCUUGUUCUAUAAACAGCAGCAAGAAUGGGCAUGUCCACUUCAUUGUACUCUUGUUGGUGAUGCUGCUGUCGGAGAGGGAGUGAUGAGGUACUUUCUGACAACGGUGAUAUCCAAACUCCAAUUUGGAUUCAGUCUAGAUCUUGGAGGAAUGGGCCGAACACUGCUGUUUGAGGGUGAACCUGACCAUCUUGUCCCAGCAGCAUCAGAGGCACUCAUUGAAAGCAAUCUCUUCCGGGUUGCAGGAAGGAUGUUGGCCCACAGCUUUCUGCAUGACGGUCCCCAUGUCACAGGAUUAAGUCCUGCUGUGAUUCAUGUACUGUUCAAUGGGGAUCCUGAAAUGGCAACUGUUGUUACAGAAGACUGUCCUGAUCUGCACAUCAGGAGCUUGAACAAGAAGAACUCACACCAGAACAGAAGGACACAGUUUCAGAUCUUUCCAUGUCUUGGGAUCUUCCAGCAGUCACCAAAACAAAUCGGAGAUGGCUACAUAACAAACUUCUACUCCAUGCAGUGA